Diaporthe amygdali is the source of this 1341-nucleotide messenger RNA. RefSeq lists its product as uncharacterized. The transcript has 5 exons. Gene Ontology annotation, molecular function: sucrose:proton symporter activity. The coding region runs from base 1 to 1341 and encodes 446 amino acids. The record is from RefSeq and is a predicted model, not a curated record. Lineage: Eukaryota; Fungi; Ascomycota; Sordariomycetes; Diaporthales; Diaporthaceae. Gene Ontology annotation, cellular component: membrane.
AUGGAGGAACUCGGCGCGUCAGAAUCGGUCGAGGAAGGGACUCUUCGAAGUCCAAGGAUCAAAAACUUGAUUCUGUUCAGCAGCCCAUUAUUUGGAGUACAACUUGCUUGGACGAUCCAACAGGUUUAUGGACUUGGCUUGCUCGGCCAUGUGAAGCCAUACCUAUCGUCACUGGGCUUCUCUGCCACUCAACUUCCCUUUCUGAUACUUUCAGGGCCUCUGGCCGGCUUGAUUGCCCCACCUGUGUUCGCCAUACUAAGCGACACUUGCCAGAGCAGGCUUGGUAAACGCAAACCCUUCAUCUUCGGUGGAGGGGCAGCAGUUGUUCUGUCGCUUUUGCUGCUCGCCAGGGCAAAGGAACUGGGCGAACUCUUGUCCACAUCCUUUUCAGCGGCGGGUGUAAACACUUUGCUGGCUAAGACGAUCGCGACAAUUUCUAUUUAUUGCCUUAAUUUUGCGAUGCAGCCGCUCUAUCUGGGGAUACGUGCCUGGUCCGUCGACUUCUUUUUGCCGCACCAGCAGCCCGUCAUCAGUUUGUGGAGCAGCAGGUUCAUGUCUCUGGGUUCUCUAUUUGUUGCUUUCGUCGGAUACGGGAGCCAAAAGCCUUCAUUCAGGAUCUACCUCCAAUCACACGACAUGUUUGUCGUACCCAACUCCUUGCCUGGUUCGCUUGGUUUCCAAUUCUACAAUAUAGCAGCAGACCGUGAUAAUUACAGCUAUGUCUACGAGGUUUACGAGGCAAACACUUCCCUAAAUCCAAACGCGGCGAUCGCAAGAGUGUCGUUGAUGUUUUAUGUGGCCAUGUUCGCCACAAAUCUGGCUGUCCCAUAUCUCUGGCGGUUUUCAGCGAAGGAAUCGUCUGAAUCCAGCUUGUCGGAAAAUGAGGGUAAUGGGAAUCAUUCUCACCACACGCGGGGGGAUCACGUCUUGCUGCAGACCUGGCGCAUUUGCUUGAUCAUUUUGGCAAUCUGGCUGCUAGGACUAUCCCUCUCCUCGUCGCGGCCCUUAGCUGUGUCCAUCAUCUUUGCUGCUACAGGGGUUCUGUUUGCGAUUGCAAACUGGGUACCGUACUCCCUUAUUUCGCAGGAGAUAUCAUCGCGCUCGAAAUUGAAACAUGAAUGCGAAGGAGUUGAUCACGAGCUUGAGCACGAGGACAGCGGAUCAGAUACCGCGAGACUAUUGGCCAUUCACAAUAUGUCGAUUACUGUCCCCCAAAUUCUUUUCUCGCUUGCUAGCGCUACGCUUCUGUCAAUUUUAGGACGGCUAGGAACACCGCUGGAUGUAUCGUGGAUCUUUCUUAUGAGCAUUCCAGCAGCAGUCCUUUCAGCAUGGCUGGUCUAA